ACUUUCAGUCUUUAUGUAUCUUUGUAUUUCAGAUAUGUCUUUUGUAAACUGUAUAUAGUUGGGUUUUUUCCAGUCUGAAAAUCUUUGUUUUUGAAUUGUUUCAUGUAAAUCACUUACAUUUAAUGUACUUACUGGUAUUAAUACUAGAUGUAACUAAACCAUUGUACCAAGUUCUCUAUGUCCCAUCUGAUCUAUGUUAGUUUUCUCUUCUUUAGGAUUGAUUAUUUUCUUAUUUUUGCCCCUCUAUUAGCUUAGAAGUUUUACACUCUUUUACUCUUUCUUAAUAGUUACCUGACAGUUAUAGCAUACAGUUUUAUCUUACCAAAGUCUAAUAUUAAUUUAUACUUUUACACACUCCCCAGAUAAUGCCAGAACUUUAAAUACUUUUGCUCUAGCUCUCUUGACUCAUGUUGUCAAUAUGAAUUAAGAUAUUAUUGUUUUUAUAUAGUAUUGAUUUAAAUUUAUAAAAAUAGUUAGCCAUUUAACCUUUUAAUUGCUGUUUAGUCCUUCAUCCCCAGUCUUCCAUUUGAGAUCAUUUUCCUGUUAUCUUAAAAAUACCCUGUAGCAUUUAGUAUUUCCCUUGGUUCAUGGCUGCUGCUGGAAAACUCUGUUUUUGUUUAUUUGUAAAGGUUUUAUUUCACCUUUAUUUUUGAAGGGUAUUUUUGCUGGUUAGCAAUUUCUUGGUUAGCACUGAUUUUCUUUCAAGACACUAAAGAUGUCAUUCCACCAUCUUUAUGCUUUUAUCAUUGCUGUUGUGAAGCCAGUAAUUAGCCUAACUUUUGUUCCUUUCAAGGCAUACUCUAUUUUUUCUGACUACUUCUAUGAUUUUCUCUUUUGUCUUUGAUUGUCUGUCAUAAGUUCACUAUCAUGCAUUCGGUGCAUGAAUUUCUUUUUACUUACCCUGUUUGGGAUUUGUUGGACUUCUUGGAUCUAUGGAACAAUGUAUUUCAUUGGUUUUGAAAAGCCCUCAGCCAUUAUCUUCAAAGAUUGACUCUGAACAAUUCCAUUUCUCUUUUCCUUCUGGAAAUCCAAUUAAAUAUGCAUUAGACCUUAUCAUACCCUCCUGUCUGUAUUUUCCAUCUUCUUGUCUACCUGUGCAGCCUUAUGGAUAAUUUUGUCUGGAUAUAAUUUCUAGUAAUUUAAAACUCUCUUGAGCUGCAUCUAAUCUGCUGUUAAGGCCAUCCGUUGAGUUUCUGAUUUAAGCUAAGUUACUUUUUAGUUUUGGAGUUUUCAUUAAUUUUCUUCCCCACUCUUUCUGUUUUCUAGUUCCUUGUUGAAAUUUUCAAGAUUGGGUUUUAUUUAUCUGAAUACACUAAGCAUUUUGGUUUAGUAAACUGAUAAUUCAAAUAAUUCAAAGCUAAUGGAUCUGUUUGUAUUACCUGUUGUCUCUACUGCUUCUUACCUAUGAUGUCUUUUUUCUUUGUGUUCCUGGUUAUCUUUGUGUAUGGGCAUUGUACUUGAACAACUGUUCGUUGAAAUAAUUUGAGGCCAAGAAUGAUGAAAUCUUCCUCCAGAGAAGAUUUUGUUUCCAUUGGUCAGGUCUGUAAGGGUGCUUCCUGUCUGGACCUACCAUGAUCUACAUACAAAGCUUAAAGUUUACUAGUUCACCUAGGUGUUACAAGGCCAAACUAAAAGGUUUUAUUUCCAGUUACCCUUAAAGUGAAACAUUUGAGGUUCCUAGGAAAUCUCUCCUCCUUUAAUGAGCCUUGGGCUUUGAUUUUUGUUACCCUAGUGCCUUGAAUGUGCUGAAGGUUGAACUCAUUUUGGUGCUGGUUUAUUCCUUAACCACAGAUGCCCUCAAGACAAAUAUAGUUGACCAUAUGAGUACUAAAAAACUUGUGAAUUUCUCUGACCCGAUGUAGAAAAAGAGUUCUUAAUUCUGAAUUGAAAUCUAGAUGCAAUAGAAGUCUGCUAAAUUUGACUGAUUUUUUAAUGCAUGGCAGAAAUACACCAUUAAAAAAGUAAAAAAGCAAUUAACGAACUGGAAGUAAAUAUUUGCAACUUAUAUAACAGAGUAAGACCUAAUAUAGUUAAAUGUAUACUUGAAAAGUGAGAAGGAUCAACAGCCCAAUAGAAAAAUGUGGAAAAGACAUGAACAAUUUACAAUGAUAUUAAAAAUUGUCAUUAAACAAAUGCAAAAUAAAGUGCAAUUGAGAUUCUACUUCUCACCUAUCCUAUUAAUGAAAAUUAAAAAGUAUGUCACAUUGAAAAAGGUGUGGGGAAAUCAGCACUCUCUUAUAUUGCUGGUGGGAAAGUAAAAAUGGGUCUGAGGCUCAGGGGAAGGAAUAACCUGGAUUCGUAGAUAUGGGAAUCAUUUGUGUUUAGAAGGAAAUGAACAGAGAUCACGCAGGGAGAGAGAGAGUAUGUGGAUUAAGACAGGAGGCCCAGAACACCAAUACUCAAGGUGGCAGCUCAACUUCCCGGAGGGUCAACCACCUGGGCUCUGCAGUCAGGCAGAGCUGGUCUUGAAAGCGAGUUGUAGGGCUCGGUUGCUGAGCACUCUUGGCGAAGUCGGUUACCCUCCUGUGAUCAGCUGUCACAGCUGGCGAAAAUGGGGAUCUCAGAGGGAUGCUGUUCAAGGACCUGAGAUGCGCCAGGUCUGCCUGUCUGUUCCCAGCACUCUGCAAGGCUAGAAAAGGAGGAACCAGUCCAGAAUCCCUGCAGGACAGGAAAAGGAGGAGACAUCUCAACAUGGAAAAACUCUGCAAUGAAAAUGAAGGAAAGCUGGAAAGCGAGGGAAAGCCAGAAGAUGAAGUAGAGCCUGAAAAUGAAGGGAAGUCAGAUGAGGAAGAAAAGCUGAAAGUGGAGGGGAAGUCAGAACAUGCGCGAAAGCUCCAGAAUGAGGGACGACCAGAAGAUGAGGGAUCACCAUAUGGUAAGGGGAAGCAAGAAAAGCAGGGAAAGUCUGAAGCCGAGGGAAAACCAUAUAGUGAGGGCAAGCCCGAAUCCCAGGCAAAGCCAGAGAGUGAGCCACGGGCUGCUGAAAAGCGCCCGGCUGAAGAUUAUGUGCCCCGGAAAGCAAAAAGAAAAACGGACAGGGGGACGGACGAUUCCCCCAAGAACCGUCAGGAGGACUUACAGGAAAGGCAUUUGGGCAGUGAGGAGAUGAUGAGAGAAUGUGGAGAUAUGUCACGGGCUCAGGAGGAGCUAAGGAAAAAACAGAAAAUGAGUGGCUUUCAUUGGAUGCAAAGAGAUGUACAGGAUCCCUUCACCCAAGGGGGCAACGGGGUGUCAGGGGAAUGAGAGGCGGAGGUAGGGGCCAAAGGGGCUUACAUGAUAUCCCAUAUCUUUAAUGCCUUUGGCCUUCAAUUCUGACUCCUCCAGUGAAAAUGUUGCUGACCCUGCUUUCCCUGGCAGGCAUUUGCCAGGCUAUGUGCUUUAACCUUAAGCUGAUACUUUGCUUUAGGUGUCACUCUUGUUACCAGCAGCCUUUUGACCCAACUACAGUGCUCUCUGUGUUUCAGUAGGGGAUUUUUGCCCACGUGCAUGGAAGAGAUGUUCAUGGUACACUGUAAAAUAACAAUAAAGGAAAAACAGUUUUCAGAACCGCA
Molecule: messenger RNA, 3551 nt
Organism: Vicugna pacos (alpaca)
Lineage: Eukaryota; Metazoa; Chordata; Mammalia; Artiodactyla; Camelidae
Source: RefSeq, a predicted model, not a curated record